UGUAUACUGCACUUGAAGCAAAUUCAUUUCAGCAAAUCUUAUCAGGUGUUGAUCGGGUGAAGGUGCCGGCAACCGACUUCCAGCAGCACAUUUGCGUCGUAACCAUUUUUGUCAGAACAUAAAAACGUGUCCUCCCAUAAGACUAUUGCUAUUUGGCCACCGGGUUGAAGCGACCUGCUGAACUAUUGUACCACACUGCAGACGUUGGAAAGGUUUCACGCAGUUUUUGUUUUUAAUUUUUACAUCCGGUUAGACCUUAGAACUGAUAAGUUUAGUUUUGCCCAAUCGGUCGUUAAAACAUAUGCCCAUUUGGUGUAAUGUGACAAUUGAGCUGCUGGGACAGAAUAUAAGCGGACGGCAUAGUUUGAGUAGCUCCAGUAGUGUUCAGUGACUUGAUUACUGGAAGGUUCGUCGCUUGUGCUGAAGUCUUUCAUAUCGAUAUGGCACAUCCGGCGCGAUUGCUGCUCCUAACGCUGGUGCUAUCGCUCGUGGCCAAUCAAUGGUCGCCCGUUGCUGCGUUUGAGGACUUUCUAGAUGAUAUUUUCUCGAUUUUCUUCGACUCGGAAAGUGAAAGUGAAUCAUCAGAACCGAUUCAUGUUGCGGGCAAACAUGCGGUUAUCAAUGUUACGUGUGACAACUGCACACUGACGAUUAAUUGUCCAACAUGCAGCAGUAUGUCGAUGGCUGGCGGAAUGAUGGAGACUGCACCAACUGCACCAACUGCACCGGCUGCACCGGUUGCACCCGCUGCACCCGCUGCACCGGCUGCACCGGCUGCACCGGCUGCACCCGCUGCACCGCCUUCACCGAAUGGAGAUGCUGCAACGGUUGCUCCGACUACAAAUACUACAAUGAAAACAGUCACUUCAAUCCCAGCUCCUGCUGAAGAAACUAACAACAAUGGUGGUGCACCCCCUCCUGACCCAGAAUUGCCUUCAGGAGACGCCGUUACAAUGCCUACAGCGGCAUCCAAUGAUUCAUCAUCUCCACCAGCACUUUUGUAGUCAUUUAAUGUACAUAAUUAAUUAUUACUUUUAUUAAGAAAGUACAUACAAUAUUUGAAGUAAUGUACGAAACUAGGUAUAACAAAAUUGAUUUCUUUUAUUUUAAUAUAUUUUUAUCUACCUACGGAACAGCGUUGUAUUGUAAUGUCGUAUUUUUGUACUUAUAAUAGCUAUUGUUUACGAAAAAAAACAUGUUAAAAAAAAUAAAGCAUGUUUAUUAAAA
This is a messenger RNA of Anopheles funestus (African malaria mosquito), 1227 nucleotides long. Its product is annotated as circumsporozoite protein-like. The coding region runs from base 441 to 1004 and encodes 187 amino acids. The transcript has 2 exons. The record is from RefSeq and is a predicted model, not a curated record. NCBI's taxonomy places the organism in Eukaryota, Metazoa, Arthropoda, Insecta, Diptera, Culicidae.